AUGUUCUCUUCGAAAUCAGAAGUCGUGAAAGUUUCACCUGGAUCAUUUUGUAUUCAAGUGCCUGAAGUGAAAGAGCCUUUGACUGAUGAUAAAUUUCUUGGACCCCUUAGUUUUUUCAUAAGAUUCACUGGACUUGAUUGUUCGAUUGUUGCUCUUUCUAAAGUUGACUCCAGAUUCAAAUUCAGAGCAUGGAUAACCCAGAUCUUUGCUGUUAUUGUUAUGGCGAUAAUCGUCCUUCGGUGUUUUACUUUCUUUCAAUUGCAUGGACAUUCUAUGUCUUUCCAAUGGGCUGAAAGUGGAAUGUUCGCAUUCUUGGGAGUGCAGUCCGUCGAGUGUGCAUACUGUAUAUUCAGUUGGACAAGGAAUGACUUCAUGAUGAAUCAUCUUGAGAAAUUGGAAGUUCUCAGAUUACUACGUGUUAAGGAUAAUGAAAAAAUAGACAAUUACUGUAGUAUCCAUCUGAAAGUCCUUGUUUGGACUGGAUUAUGGACACUGGUUACAAUGGCACACGCAGUGAAUUGUGCAAUAGAAGAGAAGGUUAUUUUGAGUGGUAACCGUCAAGCGGAACUUAUUCAUUUGGUCCGAUCUGCGAACAAAUCACUAGGAGGAUACACUUUCACAACACCGAUUUCAAUGUUCAAUGCAUGUAUUAAUGCUAUUUAUAUUUUCUUUUCCUUUCGAGAAGAACUGCCUCUGAUUUCCGGCGUCAUCAUGACUUUGAAUAUUUUCGCCACUAUUUUCAUGACAUAUUUUAGUAUUCGUCCGGCUAGCAAUGUUCAGUUUCAUAUUCAAGACACUUCUCGAAUUUUGAUGGAAAGUCGAGAAUUUGAGAAUUCGAAAGAUGCAGAUGUGAUGAACACUUACCAUAUUAUGAUUGAUAGAUCACUGAGACAUACUGCUAGAUUACGAGUACUUGGUGGAAUUCCAAUAUAUCCAACUACAUUUCACAUUGCAAUGUUUUUCAUCCCAAGUUUGGGAACUUUAUUAUCUUUUGUCAAGAAAUCACUUCAUACAUAUGGUUUGGAAAUGCAUAAAUGA
Messenger RNA from Caenorhabditis remanei, 1038 nucleotides. RefSeq lists its product as uncharacterized. The record is from RefSeq and is a predicted model, not a curated record. The coding region runs from base 1 to 1038 and encodes 345 amino acids. The transcript has 4 exons. NCBI's taxonomy places the organism in Eukaryota, Metazoa, Nematoda, Chromadorea, Rhabditida, Rhabditidae.